AAAAAAAAAUCAAAGAGUUGGAAGCUUUUCCAUUGGAUUGAAUUGCACCGUGUUUGGGUGCAGUCGUAAUGGUGGUUUAGCGGGUAUGGAUUGGAAGCAGUACCGACUCGGACCCAAGAACAUGGAUUGUGGCUUCCUGCUUUUGCUCCUCUUCUUCCAUCUCUUCCUUCCUCACUCCUCUGGUAAACCCAGUGGAGUGUGUGUUUCUCAAGGAGGUCGUUUUCCUCCCUUCAAAUCCGAAGGUGGUGCUCCCAAAAAUGGUCCUAAAGAUUUGACUCUUUGCCGGAUUUUUCGCAAAAAGACUUGCUGCGAUGUAACCCAUACUCAUCCUGCACUUCUGUCUGUAAGGAAGCUUGCUUCUACUGGGGAAGCUACCCAAGAGUGCUUACACUUAUGGGAACUGUUGGAGUGUUCCAUAUGCGAUCCACGUGUUGGUACUCAGCCUGGACCCCCUCUUAUUUGUGCAUCUUUAUGCGAGAGAAUUUAUGAGGCAUGCUCAAAUGCUUACUUCUCUAUGGAUGUGAAAACACAGAUUCUAGCACCUUGUGGAGUAAAUGACUUUGUAUGUGGUAGGGCUGCUGAAUGGGUCUCCAAUGGUACAGAUCUUUGUCUUGCUGCAGGUUUUCGAGUGAAACCAUCCGAUAUUGUAGAUAUUGCCUCAGAAGAAACUUCUUGCUAUGGCGAUAAAGCAAGUCUAGGUUCUGUUGUCGAUUCAUGGAAGGCUUCACAGUUUGAGUUGACCGAGAAAGGUGAGAGCUUGAGGAUGUUGGAUGAUUUCCAGCAAUGGGCAAGGGAAAUGCCAUUUGGUGAAAGAGUUUCUUGGGCUAUAGGGGGGAUGGUUCUAACAGCAGGCUUGAUGUUUAUAAGCAAAAGGAAAAGCCAUAACCAACGCCAGAAACUAGCAGCUAUAAAGCGAACUGCAAGGAAGCUUGAAAGCAGGAUGAUGGAACAACGGCCUUCUAAUGCUCAAGAAAAUAGAAGAGUUUCUAGAUAAGUGUUACCUUGUAUGUGAUGUUAAGAACAUAAUUAGUUUUACUAAUUUGUAGGUGAAUCUCGAGUUGUACGUACUCUUGCUUUCACGAUCUAUCUUCUUUUUGCCAUAUGAUUUUAGACAAAAGUAUAAGUUGGUUAUAAAGGAGUUUUCCGCA
Molecule: messenger RNA, 1148 nt
Organism: Glycine soja
Lineage: Eukaryota; Viridiplantae; Streptophyta; Magnoliopsida; Fabales; Fabaceae
Exons: 4
Coding region: 86-994 (302 amino acids)
Source: RefSeq, a predicted model, not a curated record